This is a messenger RNA of Eimeria necatrix, 1389 nucleotides long. RefSeq lists its product as hypothetical. NCBI's taxonomy places the organism in Eukaryota, Apicomplexa, Conoidasida, Eucoccidiorida, Eimeriidae. The record is from RefSeq and is a predicted model, not a curated record.
AUGCCUCGGGGGGGCCACAGAGGCGGCAUAUAUCCCAUUUCAGGCCUCCCCUGGGGCCCCGGGCAGCGCUACCUCAAACGCGGGCUGUACAGACACCAGAGGACCGACGUCUUUGUACCCAGGACUUCCCCACCACCAGAGGAUGUACACCCGAAACGAGGCGCGGUAUCUGCAGCCGGCGCUGCGGUGUACGUACACCCCAGCACUCGAGCACAUCCUCAACUUGCUGGAGCCAGCAGCAGCAGCAGCAGGCUGGAGAUACAGCGGGCUGGGCCGCCCCGAAGUAAGGCCUCCUUCUGCUUCCCCCCAGCAGCAGCAGCAGCAGCAGCAGCAGCAGCAGCAGCAGCAGCAGCAGCAGCUGCCGCUGCACCUGGUGAAGGCCGCGAGGGAAGUCGAGCGCGGGGCCGGCCCUUUUGUGUCUUUGGCGCGUUUGCCUUUUUUGGAGAGGGGGCGAAUUCAGCGCCUUUGGCGAAUAGUGCUGGAAGCAGACACCUGGAGGUACCCUCUUACGGGGGCCUCCUGGGGGCCCCGCGACAGGGGGGCCCCCGAGGCCCCCUGGGUGCCUGUGGGUUCGGGGGCCCCCCAGGGGGCCCCCGGGGGGCCCCCGGGGCCCCCGGGGGGCCCCCCAUAGUUGACGAAAGAGCAGCAGUAGUACAGGAGCUGCCGCUUGCGGAGUGUCUGUACACCCGAAGCAACCACCGGCUGCAGUCCAGAAGACACCCCAUUUGGCAGCACUUGAGAUAUAAGAAGGAUAAAGCCAAAAUCCCUUACCUCCACAGGUCAGCAGCAGCAGCAGCAGCAGCAGCAGCAGAUGCAGCAGCAGCAGCGGAUGCAGCAGCAGCGGCUGCAGCUGCUGCAGCACAUGUAGCAGCAGCGGCAGCACCCGCAGCAGCUCGAGCAGCCGCUGCAGCAGCGCCAGAUGGAGCGGCAGCAACAGCGGCUGUAUCUGCAGCAGCAACUGCAUCUGCAUCAGCAGCUGUAUCUGCAGCAGCAGCUGUAUCUGCAGCAGCAGCUGUAUCUGCAGCAGCAACUGUAUCUGCAGCAGCAGCAGAUCUUUUGAGGGAAGCACCGCCAAGUGGCGCUUUGGAAGAGCUGUCAAUCGAGAUGUGCUGCUGGCUCCAGCAGCAGCAGCAGCAGCAGCAGCAGCAGCAGCAGCAGCAGCAGUGUUGUGUUUGUGUGCAGGAAGCGCCUAGUGAGAGAGAAGAUGCAAGCAGACACAAUUGGAGCCUUCAAUGCAUAACCCAGAAUCUAGCUGCUACUGCUGCUGCUUCUAUUGCUGCUGCUGCUGCACUGCAGCAGCAGCAACCGCAGCGCCACAAAGUGUCCAGCAGCAGCAGCAGCAGCAACAGCGCCACUGCGGCAUCUGCUGCCCCCUUUUUUUUUGCCUAA